UUCCGCGCGCCCGCCCCAUUACCCACAGUGCUUAAGCGGCUUCUUUCUUGUGUUUGGAAGUAGCGGAUAACGAUGUCUGUACUGGAGGGUCCGCUUAACGUCCUCGGUCAGAGGACGACCGGGGAGUCGGUUCGCACUCAGAACGUCAUGGCGGCAUCCUCCAUCGCCAACAUCGUCAAAAGUUCCCUCGGUCCAGUCGGCCUGGAUAAAAUGUUGGUGGAUGACAUAGGAGAUGUGACCAUCACCAACGACGGUGCCACCAUCCUGAAGCUGCUUGAGGUUGAGCACCCAGCCGCAAAGGUUCUGUGUGAGCUGGCAGAUCUCCAAGACAAGGAGGUCGGCGACGGGACCACUUCAGUGGUGAUCAUUGCAGCUGAGCUGUUAAAGAGUGCCGACGAGCUGGUGAAACAGAAGAUCCACCCCACGUCUAUCAUCAGCGGAUAUCGCCUGGCUUGCAAGGAGGCUGUGCGCUACAUCAAUGAGAAUCUCACCAUUGGCACGGAGGACCUCGGCAGGGAGUGCCUCAUUAAUGCUGCGAAAACCUCCAUGUCGUCCAAAAUCAUUGGCGUUGACGCAGACUUCUUCGCGAACAUGGUGGUAGACGCGGCAAUGGCGGUGAAGUUUGUGGACAGCAAGGGCGCUGCCCGCUAUCCCAUCAACUCCGUGAACGUGUUGAAGGCCCACGGCCGGAGCCAAAAGGAGAGCUUCCUGGUCAAUGGCUACGCCCUCAACUGUACCGUGGGCUCGCAAGGUAUGGUGAAGCGUGUGACCAGCGCCAAGGUGGCCUGUCUGGACUUCAGCCUGCAGAAGACGAAGAUGAAACUGGGCGUCCAAGUCGUCAUCAGUGACCCGGAGAAACUCGAUCAGAUCCGGCAGAGGGAGUCGGAUAUCACAAAGGAGCGUAUCCAGAAGAUUCUGGCUGCGGGGGCUAAUGUCAUCCUGACCACUCAAGGCAUUGAUGACAUGUGUCUUAAGUACUUUGUGGACGCUGGCGCCAUGGCAGUGCGCAGAGUCCUGAAGAGAGAUUUGAAGCGCAUCGCCAAGGCAACAGGAGCUACUGUCUGCUCAUCCCUAUCUAACUUGGAGGGGGAGGAGACAUUUGAGGCGUCUCUUCUUGGCCAGGCAGAGGAGGUGGUCCAGGAAAGAGUGUGUGACGAUGAGCUCAUUCUCAUCAAAAAUACCAAGGCACGUACUUCAGCCUCGAUCAUCCUACGUGGAGCCAACGACUUCAUGUGCGACGAGAUGGAGCGUUCGCUACACGACGCGCUCUGCGUGGUCAAACGUGUGCUGGAGUCCAAGUCUGUGGUGCCAGGAGGAGGUGCUGUAGAGGCAGCCCUGUCCAUCUACCUGGAAAACUACGCGACAAGCAUGGGCUCACGGGAGCAGCUGGCCAUUGCCGAGUUCGCCCGUUCCCUGCUGGUGAUCCCAAAGACCCUAGCGGUGAAUGCGGCGCAGGAUUCCACCGAUUUGGUCGCCAAGCUGAGAGCUUUCCACAAUGAGGCUCAAGUCAACCCCGAGCGCAAGAACCUCAAAUGGAUUGGUCUCGACCUGGUCAACGGCAAGCCCAGAGAUAAUAAGCAGGCGGGCGUCUAUGAGCCAACCAUGGUCAAGACCAAGAGCCUCAAGUUUGCCACUGAGGCAGCUAUCACCAUUCUCCGUAUUGAUGACCUCAUCAAGCUGUUCCCAGAGCAGAAGGAAGGUGGGCCAUCCUACCAGGAUGCUGUGCAGUCCGGGGCCCUGGAGGACUAGAGGCUGGUCACUGACGGCACUUUGGAGGUUUCUGUUCCCUAUUUAUGCAUAGCUUCCUAUUCUGUGUCAUAUAGUAUGUAGGCCUUGCACUUGCCUUCCCAAGCCACUUGCAAACAUGGGUUUACUGUGUUGGACACUUAAUAAAUAGGUCUCAAUGGCCUGUGUUUCCUGUUUA
Messenger RNA from Brienomyrus brachyistius, 1924 nucleotides. RefSeq names its product t-complex 1 (gene tcp1). Lineage: Eukaryota; Metazoa; Chordata; Actinopteri; Osteoglossiformes; Mormyridae. The coding region runs from base 73 to 1749 and encodes 558 amino acids. Gene Ontology annotation, biological process: protein folding. The transcript has 12 exons. The record is from RefSeq and is a predicted model, not a curated record. Gene Ontology annotation, molecular function: ATP-dependent protein folding chaperone; ATP hydrolysis activity; ATP binding. Gene Ontology annotation, cellular component: chaperonin-containing T-complex.